GGCCUUCGUUUCUCUCUCUAACUCGUGUGAAAUACAUUGAAAGAUCUUGGUUUCAUCUGUUUCAAUUAAAGGUUUAUGCAUCAAGAAAGGGUAUAUGGAGCAGUAUUUUGAUGAAACUGAGACUGGAAACAGCUUUAAUGGAGAUGAUGGAGCCUGGAAAUCUACUGCUAAAUCUGUCAAUAAACCGGAGAGAAGUUUUUCCGGCGGCUUUGACUGCAACAUCUGUCUAGAUUCCGUCCAAGAUCCGGUGGUGACACUUUGUGGCCACCUCUACUGUUGGCCUUGUAUUUACAAAUGGAUUCAUCAUCAAAACACUUCUUCAUCUGAUCAAACCCUAGAAAAGAAAACUCCACAGUGUCCCGUAUGCAAGACUGAAGUCGCCCCAAAAACGAUGGUCCCAUUGUAUGGUCGUGGCCAGCAGGCUAUCAAUCCUGGUACUGAAGAAAAGUCUCCAGGUUUAGAAGAAUUGGCGAUCCCACGGAGGCCUCCUGCGCCAAGAUACGGAGUCCUAGACGCAGAAGCUGGUUCACAGCUUAGUCGUCGUCGGUUUCACCAACGAGCACCGCCACCUCUAGCUAUGCCCGUGCCUGAUCUAACCACCAUGGUGAUGAGUCCUAGUCCCACCAUCAAUAUGCUCGGAGAAAUGGUUUCCGGGAGGAUUUUGGGAGACUUGGAAACUCCGUUGUUUGCUAGUCCCAAUUCGUAUAAUCUAGCCGGGUUGAGUACUCGACGAGCGAGAAGGGAGGCAACACAGGCUGAUCGGUCGCUUAGCCGAAUAUACACUUUCUUGUUUUGUUGCAUAAUAUUUUGUCUUCUCUUGUUUACAUGAAAACCCCCUUUUUGUUGCUCUUCUUCUUAAAGCCCCCACUCUUUCACCUUCCAUUUUUGGUCCCAGAAUUGGUGCAUGGAUGAUCUGACGUUAUUGGUCAGAUUUUUUUAACUGUGGAUG
Cynara cardunculus var. scolymus (artichoke) is the source of this 949-nucleotide messenger RNA. Its product is annotated as E3 ubiquitin-protein ligase RMA1H1-like. Gene Ontology annotation, molecular function: metal ion binding; ubiquitin protein ligase activity; ubiquitin-like protein conjugating enzyme binding. Lineage: Eukaryota; Viridiplantae; Streptophyta; Magnoliopsida; Asterales; Asteraceae. Gene Ontology annotation, cellular component: endoplasmic reticulum. The record is from RefSeq and is a predicted model, not a curated record. Gene Ontology annotation, biological process: ubiquitin-dependent protein catabolic process. Bases 95 to 829 code for a protein of 244 amino acids. The transcript has a single exon.